Molecule: messenger RNA, 165 nt
Organism: Echinostoma caproni
Lineage: Eukaryota; Metazoa; Platyhelminthes; Trematoda; Plagiorchiida; Echinostomatidae
Source: the annotation of a GenBank genome assembly
CCUGAAAAUCUCGAAUCUAGAAGUCAGUUCAUUGUUACCGUAUCCGUGCGAUUGAGCGAUGCAGCUUUGGAAGGAGAGGAACGUCUAUUAAAGAUUGACGUUCUGAUUGGCGGAGUUGAGUGUCAUGAGUCUAUUCAGUUGAAAACUGUACAAGAAGCGGAGUAG